AUGAUCUACCGUAUCCUACUCCUCCUACUCACCACUACCGCCUUCACUACCGGGGACCCCGUGCACAUCUCCAUGUCAAUCCGUUGUUCCCCGACUAAUAGUGUCUACUGUGGAGUACUGUACGUCUAUGAGGUGGAUUAUGGAGCAUCACAUGACGUCAUUAAGAAGGAGGAGUUCUGUGUGGAUCCCGCGUUGUAUAAGAAGGAUUUCAGUUGGGAUUAUUCGGGAGGCGAUGCGUCACCGCAAUACGAGAUCACCUAUCAACUGAGUCACAAUUGUACCAGCAAGGGCGUCUACCGUUGUAUCAACCCCGAGCCCGUUGAUGUUUGGGUUUUUGGAGAACAAAAAGUGCACUUCGAUCUGAACGCCUAUGAGAACGGCACCCUCUCCGCGUGUCUUCCAAUGUACUAA
Messenger RNA from Caenorhabditis remanei, 411 nucleotides. RefSeq lists its product as uncharacterized. The record is from RefSeq and is a predicted model, not a curated record. NCBI's taxonomy places the organism in Eukaryota, Metazoa, Nematoda, Chromadorea, Rhabditida, Rhabditidae. The coding region runs from base 1 to 411 and encodes 136 amino acids. The transcript is spliced from 4 exons.